UGGCAACGGACGGCAACAGCUCCAGACUCCAGCGGCGCAGACCGAAAGCUGGCGGCCUGGAGCAGGGUAAGCAAACAAAAUAACUAACAAUGACAAGUAGAAGACUUGAGGAGUCCAUGGGGGCUGUUCAGAUGGGAUUAGUCAAAAUACUCAAAGGAUUCCAAAGCAAGGUUUCACCACCCCUGAGUCCAAAGAUGGUCACGGAAGAGGAAGUAAGCCAAAUGCUGACACCCUCAGAGUUCCUGAAGGAAAUGACCCUGACUACACAGCAGAAACUGGCAAAUACACAUUUCACGUGCCGACCACAGAUCAUAGAACUCUUAGAUAUGGAGGAAACAACACAUCAAAAGUUUUCCGGAGUUGACUUGGAUCAGGCAUUAUUCCAGCCCUUCCCAUCAGAAAUCACAUUCCAGAACUACAUUCCCUGUGAAGUCUAUGAAGUUCCACUGGUUCUGAGGAACAAUGAUAAAAUUCCAAGAAUGGUGAAAAUCGUUGAGGAAAGUUCACCUUACUUUAAGGUCAUCAGCCCCAAAGACAUUGGCCACAAAGUAGCUCCUGGAGUGCCAUCUGUUUUCCGAGUCCUCUUCACUCCAGAGGAGAACAAGGAUUACGCCCAUGUGUUGACCUGUGUUACUGAAAGAGAAAAGUUUAUUGUACCCAUCAAAGCUAGAGGUGCACGAGCCAUCCUGGAUUUUCCCGACGAGCUGAAUUUUUCCACUUGCCCUGUCAAAUACAGCACUCAAAAGAUUCUAUUGAUACGAAACAUUGGCAACAAAGAUGCUGUUUUUCACGUCGAAACUCAUAGGCCUUUCUCUGUGGAGCCAGCUGAUGCAACUCUUACUGUGGGAGAAUCCCUGCAACUGGAAGUUGAUUUUGAACCACAGAGCGUGGGCGAUCACAGUGAAAGACUUAUAGUGUGUUAUGACACAGGUGAGAAAAUAUUUGUAUCUCUCUAUGGAGCUGCCACAGACAUGAAUAUAAGACUGGACAAGAACUCCUUGACCGUGGAGAAAACCUACAUCUCGCUGGCCAGUCAGCGGACUGUAACCAUCCACAACCGCAGUAACAUCAUUGCCCAUUUCCAGUGGAAAAUAUUUGCCACCCAAGAAGAGGAGGACAGAGAAAAGUAUAGGAUCUGUGAAGAGUUGACCAAGGAGGAAAAGCAGGAGACUGAUGAAUUUCUUGAAGAGUGCAUUAUUGAUCCUUCUCUCCGAGAACACCUCUCCAUUCUGUCCCGCACCUUUGAGAAUCAGAGGAAGCUGGUUCAGGGAGACAGCAUGCUCUUCUUGAAUAGCAUUUUCACCAUUGAGCCCCUGGAAGGUGAAGUCUGGCCCAACUCAUCAACUGAAAUCACUGUGUACUUUAAUCCUGUAGAGGCCAAGAUCUACCAGCAGACCAUUUACUGUGAUAUUUCAGGCCGAGAGAUCCGUCUCCCGCUCCGAAUCAAAGGGGAAGGAAUGGGACCUAAGAUUCACUUCAACUUCGAAUUGUUGGAUAUUGGGAAAGUUUUCAUCGGAUCCAUACAUUGUUACGAGGCUGUACUGUCCAACAAAGGCAGCAUCGAUGCCCUCUUCAAUGUGAUCCCUCCAACGUCGGCUUUGGGAGCCUGCUUUGUUUUCAGUCCCAAAGAAGGCAUCAUCGAACCAAGCGGAGUCCAAGCUGUCCAGAUCUCAUUCAGUUCUGGCAUCCUGGGGCACUUUGAAGAAGAGUUCCUGAUCAAUGUUAACGGGGCACCUGAGCCUGUGAAACUGACCAUUAGAGGCUGUGUCAUUGGACCUACCUUCCAUUUUAAUGUUCCUGCUCUGCACUUUGGUGAUGUUUCCUAUGGAUUUCCUCAUACUUUGAUGUGUUCCCUCAAUAACACAUCUUUGGUCCCCAUGACCUUCAAACUGCGCAUCCCUAGGGACGGCAAUGACUUGAAAAGUACCCCAAGUUGUGAGCAGGCUUCAAACAAGAGACUGCCUGGGACCAGUGAAGAAAUACACACAGUGAAACCAAAAGAAUUCACCAUCACCCCCACCUGUGGCACCAUUCGCCCCCAGGGAUUUGCUGCUAUCAAGGUGACUUUAUGCUCCAACACUGUGCAGAAAUACGAGCUGGCACUGGUUGUGGACGUGGAGGGCGUUGGGGAAGAGGUGUUGGCUCUCUUAAUCACAGCCAGGUGUGUUGUACCGACCAUCCAACUAGUGAAGACAGAGGUGGACUUCGGGCUCUGCUUCCUGAAAUACCCAUAUGAGAAAACUAUCCAGCUUGUCAACCACGAUGCUCUCCCAGGAUGCUAUGAGGUGCUACCUCCGGUGUGUGAGGACCCACUGGCUGUGCUGCUUUCUAUCCCCUCGCCCUCCGGGGUCAUCCCCCCCAACAGCACUGUGCACAUACCACUGGCCCUGGAGAGCCAGGUCACCGGAGAGCACAGGGCCACAAUUUACAUCUCUGUCUUCGGAAGCCAGGACCCUCCUUUGGUCUGUCACUUAAAGAUCACUGGACAAGGCCCAGUUAUCUUCGUGCAUCCCACUCAGAUUGACUUUGGCAGCAUCUAUGUCCUACAGGAUUCUUCCAGGAUUCUCAACCUGUCUAACCAGUGCUGCAUUCCUGCAUUUUUUCGGGCACGCAUGGCAAACAAAAAAUCCCUUUGGACGAUUGAACCCAAUGAAGGCACAGUUCCUGCGGAAGCUAAUGUUCCCCUGACACUCACUGCCAACCUGAAUGACAUUCUGACGUUCAAGGACACAGUCAUUUUGGACAUUGAAAAUAGCAACAGCUAUCAGAUUCCUGUCCAGGCUUCAGGAAUUGGUUCUACCAUUGUUUCAGAUAAGCCUUUUGCUCCAGAACUUGAUUUGGGAGCACAUUUUUGUCUGGAUACCUAUUAUUACCGCUUCAAGUUGACCAACAUGGGACGUCGGAUCCAACAGUUGCUCUGGAUGACUGAUGGUUACCGUCCCCAGAACAAGCUGAACAAGAAGGGACAGACUACAAAGGGACCUGCUUGUCCUUUCCAGCCCCAGGGCUCCCAGGAGCCCAGGGAUCCAGCAAGUCCAGUGUUUCAGAUUCAUCCCAUCAGGAUGGAGUUAUACCCACGCCAGACAAUCGAUGUGGUUCUAGAAGGCUACUCUGCAACUCCCAAGGUAGUCAAAGAAAAGCUGGUGUGUCGCGCUACGGUUGGCACAAAGAAGGGGAAAAGCUUGCUGAUGACCGUGGAUAUCAUCUGUGAGUUUGUAGCACCGCUCAUCCUGCUGUCUACCAGACAACUCAUUUACCGACUGGAAAAGAAACCUAACACUAUCCUGGAACCUGAUUACCAGCCCUUGGUCAUAAAGAACAUUUCCACCCUCCCUGUGAACAUACUGAUCUCAACAACUGAGCCCUUCUUUCUUUGUGAGACUGAUAAAUCCCUGCUGCCUUCCAUGCCUGAGCCUAUUAAACUGGAUGUUUAUGAAGCAAAAAACCUGCUGGUCAAAUUUGACCCAACCUACAGAAAUGAUCUAAACAACUGGGUGGUGGACGAAGUCCUAGAGAUUAAGUAUGUGGAACACCCUCAGAUCGACAGCCUGAACUUGCGUGGGGAAGUCUUUUACCCCAACCUCAGCUUUGAGAUGACAGAGGUGGACUUCGGCUGCAUCUUGAAUGAUACCGAAGUUGUCCGCCACAUUAUGAUCACCAACACCAGCCCCCUGCCUGUGAAGUUCCGCUGGCUCUUCCUUGUGACCAAUGAGGAAAUUCAGAGAAGGAUUUGUAGAUUCUUGACGUGGCCGAAGAAGCUCUCCACUGCCCCCACAUCCCAGACAGAGUCUGUCUCCCCAGGCUCAAGGCCUGCCAGCUUGCCAUCAAUCCCAGCUAUGCUCAAGUCUGCAGAUACGUAUUUAAGUGAUUCUAUUAAGAAUUCCCUGAUGAAUGAAGAUGUUGGGCCUGAAGAAAAAGAACUGGAAAAAUUCAGAGCAUCCACCCUGAUCUCAGACGAAAGAAAACCUAACUCUUCUUCAACAGAAAGCAGCCAAAGCCAGCUGGAGUUUGAGGAACCCCUAUGGAUCUUUCAAGAGGAGUUGGUUUCCAUGGGGAUCGAAGAAGUGUUUGACAUUUUGCCCCUCUAUGGAACCCUCCGGCCAUACAGCAGCCACCAAAUAUCUUUCACCUUCUAUGGACACUGUGACAUCACUGCAAAGGCCAAAGCUCUGUGUGAAGUGGAAGGCGGGCCCACCUAUGAAAUAACACUGAGGGGACAGGCUUCCAUGAUCAACUAUUCCUUUGACACCAAGGAAAUUAACUACGGGCCACAGCUGUUCGACCAAGUCACAGAGCGUGAGAUUACACUGAAGAACACUGGAAAAGUUGGCUUCGAGUUCAAGGUGCUGGCUGACUACCAGUAUUUCCCAGUCAGCCUUCUCCCUGGGGUGCCACGGAUUGUGCCCAUGUCGGGUUUUAUCAGCUCAUAUAAAGAGCAAGUAUUGAAAGUUUACUAUUUACCUGGCAUACCUGAGGUCUUUCAAAGGAGCUUCCAGAUACAGAUCGCCCACCUGGACCCAGAAAAUAUUACUCUGAGAGGAGAGGGAAUCUUUCCCCGGAUCUGCCUGGAUCUCCCCAGGAACCUCAAAGGCAAUGAAAAAUAUAAAGCCUUCUUGGAUCUGGCCAGAAAAAAUAUAGAUAAAGAGAACAACAAAAAUGAAACCCAAGAGCAGUCUGAGAUGGUAAUUGAGGAAGUGCCUGAGGAUGAAUCUUCCGAGUUAUGUGCUUACCUCCAGAUGGAAGUAGACCAACUUAUAGUCCAAGCCUAUGCUCUAGAACAACAGAAAACAAAUAACCCCGAUCCCACAGAGAACACCUGCUUCAGCUACUGGAGUCGUCGCAAACUAACCAAAGUCCAUCUGCCAGAGUACAUCCUGGACUUCGGCUACAUUAUCCCUGGAGAGGUGCCCACUCACAUCAUCAAGAUUACCAACACCAGUCAGUUUCCAGUGUCCUUCCAUGCAGAAAGGCAUGUCCUUCAUGACACAGGCUUCAGUAUUGAGCUAGAUCGUGUAAAGAAUCUGCCUUACUGUGAAACAGAAACAUUUGAAGUGAGAUUUGAUCCACAAGGAGCUAAUCUUCCUGUGGGAAAUAAAGAAGUCUUACUGCCCAUCAAGGUGGUUGGAGGCCCAACGGUUCACCUCUGUCUCCGAGCUAAGGUGAUCGUCCCUACUAUGACACUGUCUUGUGGAACAGUGGAAUUUGCUACAAUUCAGUGUGGACAGUGCAUGGUGGAAACGAUUCAGCUUUCCAAUCAUCUCCAAGUCCCUUGUGAAUGGUUUGUCCACACUCCAAAGCCUGUUAAAAAGUCGCAGAUACACAUACCAAAGUACCUAAGACGGAAACUCUGUGCUGAAAUAAAGCCAAAGUCUCAGAUCUUUGAGAUCCAGCCCAUGUCUGGAAUCUUGGAUCCUGCUGAGAUGGUCAAUGUGCAAGUGAAAUUCAUGCCAAAAGAAGAGAAAUUCUACAGCCAAACCCUGACAUUCCAGAUUUCCCAGAGCCCUCAAAAGCUCACACUGCAGGUACAUGGGCAAGGUCUGGAGCCACGCCUGGAAUUUAAUCCUUCGGUUCUGGAACUGGGACCAUUGCUUCCUCUUGCCACUGGAGAUGAGGCCGAGGUGAUAGUGAAGAAUCCCUGCAACUUUCCAAUUGAGUUUUACUCCUUAGAAUUUGAUCAGCAAUAUCUCUUAGAGGAGAAGAUUUUGCGACAGCUGAAAGGCUAUGACUCCGUCAAUACCCUGCUGCUGCCACCUCGCAACCCAGGGGAGAAGCUGCCCCCAGAAUUGUAUGAGUACUUUAGAGAGCUGAAGAAGUCUAAAGAAGAGCAGAUGAAGGCAAAAUACCUGGAGAAUCUGGGACAGGAUAAUGAAUCGGAAGAGCUGAACACGUCGGGAGGCUCCACUAGCACAAAGAGGACCUCAAUCAGCCAAGGGAUGUCUGUCACAUCCUACUUUGAAGAGCGGCACAACCUUCUGACAGAGUCCAGAGCCUACACAGAUGAAGAUGAGGAUGAAGACAGCUUGGAAAAAUUAAUAUUUCAAAUUGCUGCUGAAAAGGUUCAGAGGAGCCCCAGCCACUCUACAGAGGAAGUUGCAGAAGUUGAAAACAACCCAGUAAGCAAAGCAAUCGCUCGCCACCUGGGCAUUGACAUCUCUGCAGAAGGCCGCAUGGCCAAGACCCGGAAAGGCAUCGCCAUUAUCAUCCAUGGGACACCCUUGUCAGGAAAGACGGCCAACGCUGUCAGCAUAGCCAAGUACUACAAUGCAGCCUGCUUGAGCAUUGACUCUGUUGUCCUGGAAGCCAUAUCUGACAGCAGCAGUAUCCCUGGGAUCCGGGCCCGUGAGCUGUGCAUCAGAGCCACCAUAGAGCAGUCCAUAAAGGAAGGAGAGGACUCUACCCAGGAGGCUUCUGGGGGCCAAAGUGCCACAGUGCAGUCACGACAGAGCAGUGAGAAUUUGGGCAAGUUCACCUCAGAAAUCACUCUGGUGACCCCGGACAGUAAACCUGGAAGGAGCAUGCGUGGGAGCAUGUUAUUCUCCAAAAGCAAGCCAGAGAGCCAUGGUUCUGGGUCACAGAAGCAGCACCACCAGCACCAAUCUGAAACACCACAGGUCCCCUCCAGCCCUCUGCUGGGGCCGACCCAACGCCGGCUCAGUGUCAGUGCCAGUAUCGGAGGAGAGACGGGGCUGACGAGCUGUGUGUUUCCCGAUGAGCUUCUGACACAGAUCUUGACCGAGAGGAUACAGCUGAGCGACUGCUACCGAGGCGUGGUGUUUGAUGGCCUCGACACGCUCUUUGCGCGGAGCGCGCACGCCGCCCUCCUCUGCCUGCUGAAGGCCAUCGGCAGCCGGGAGCACAUCUACGUCCUCAACAUGGCCCAGGAUUACACGGCCAUGAAGGCCCAGGAGAAGGCCAGAAAGGAGCAGGAAGAAAACAAACGCAAGAAAGAGCUGGAGAAAGAGAAGAUGCGUCUCCAAAACAUGGAUGAGGAGGAAUAUGACGCCUUGUCAGAGGAAGAGAAAAACAGGUUCGACCGAGAGAUUCAGCAGGUGCUCCGAGAGAGGAAGAAGAGAGAGCUGGAGCGACUGGCCAGAGAGAUGCAAGAAAAGAAGCUACAGCAGGAGCUUCUGCGACAGAAGGAAGAAGAUGAGCAGAAAAAAAAGAUCAAGAAGCCCAAGCAAGGCCCGGUAAAGGAGGAGCCUCCCGCAAAGAAACCGCAAGCAGCAAACAAGCCGGCUUCUGCACCCACCAAACCUGUGGUCAAAACAGACUCGUUAGAAAGGAAAGUUUCUGUUAGGGAGCAAGCAACCCCUGAGAAGGAAGAAGCAGGCAAGAAAAAGAAAGCCAUGGGCGAUACCAGCAUACCUGGGGCUCCUCUUGCCCAGGAGCAGCAAGAGGACAGUGAAGGGGACUUUCAAAAGGACAUUGUUGACAAGCAACUGACCCAGAAGUUCAAGGCCUACGAGCUGACUCUGAAGGACAUCCAGACCACCCUCGCGUACUGGGACCGGAAGCAGGGCAUUCAGCUGCCUCCCCAGGGCAUGGACGAGGUGCCCCACGAGCAGGAUGACCAGCGCCAGGUUCCUUCCGCUGGCGGGCGGCGGGGCCGAAAGGACAGGGAGAGGGAGCGCCUGGAGAAGGAGCGGGCAGAGAAGGAGCGCCUGGAGCGGGAGAAAGCCGAGAGGGAGCGCCUGGAGAAGCUGCGGGCCAUGGAGGAGCGGAGCGAGGAGGGGGAAGCGGAAGAGGAUCACGAGGGGAAGAAGGACAUAGGGGUGCCCUUCAUCAGCAUCCAGACUCCCGACUUCGAAGGCUCGAGCUGGAAGCAGGCCCUGGAGAGCGAUAAGCUUCCCAAGGUGGACCAGAUCCUGGACAUCUUGGGUCUGGGAUCCUCUGGCCCACCCAUUCCACCUCCUGCCUUGUUCUCCAUUGUCUCAUACCCUGGGAAGCGGCCACCCCUGGUCCCUACAGAAGUUCUCAAACUCUUCGUGUUUGUGGUCCCACCGGUCGACGACCUCUCCCUAAUGGACGAGAAAAAAGAAAUGGAUGCAGAAUCAGAACAGUCCACCACCAUCCCCCUGUCAGCAAAGGCCCAGGAGGAACAGGCCAUCUCAUCAAAAUCAAGCAGACAGAAAUUGAAAGAAAAACCUGAACCAAUUCGAGAGACUCAGAAGGAGAAACGUCGCAUGACCUUUGGCAAGAAAGUCCCUCCAGGGGGAACUGCUGGAACCAUUGCUCCCCUGGCAGACACAGACCAGAACAACUUGGGCAUGCAGUCCUCCCAGGAGAAAUUUGUCAGGCUGACUUACUUUCGGUGGAUCGUGCCAGCCAAUGGAGAGGUGACACUGCGAAUCCACUUCUCUUCUAGUAAUGUCGGGAACUUUGACCAGACUUUUAACUUUGAGAUCCUUGGAACUCACCGGCAAUACCAGCUUUAUUGCAGAGGUGUCUGCACUUACCCAUACAUUUGCCAAGACCCAAAAGUGGUGUUUCCUCAUCGGAAGCUGGACAUGAAAGAAAAUGAGGUCAUCUUUAAGAAGUAUGUUAUGAGCAUGGAGAGGUUUUUCUUUGGGCCACUGCUUUGUGGAAAAUCAAGAGACAAGUACAAAUCAUCCUUGUUCCCAGGCAACAUGGAGACCCUGACAAUCCUGAACAAUUCCCCCAUGCCGGUGGAGGUAUACUUCUGUUUCCAGAAUGAUGUCAAAGCAAGCACCUAUUUUCUGGAGCCUGUCAACAUGAGUCUGAAGCCAAAUGAGAGGCAGAUACUAACUAUCUGGGCCUACCCUACUGGAAUCGGAGUCUUUGAGGACAACAUUGUCUGCUGCAUCAAGGAGAACCCAGAGCCAGCUAUCUUCAGACUGAGCUGCCAGGGAAUUCGCCCAGAAUUAGAGCUGGAACCCAGGCAACUGCAUUUUGAUCGGCUCUUGCUGCACAGAAGAGAAUCCCGAGCAGUUGUCCUCCGCAAUGUCACGCCCCUGCCCGUGGCCUGGAGGGUCACCAGUCUGGAGCACCUGGGCGAAGACUUCACGUUGUCCGUGACGCAGGGACUCAUCCCCGCCGCGGCAGAGUACAGCCUGCACGUGCACUUCCAGCCCUCCAAACCUGCCAACAUCAAGAAGCCCUUUCGGCUGGAGGUUUUAGAUGCAGACAAUCUCAUUGGAGUUGUGCAGAUUGAAACUAUCCUGAUCUUUGCAGAAUCCUAUGACAUUGCCCUGGACAUCACCUUCCCCAAAGGAGCUGAAGGAGGCCUGGACUUCGGGAUUGUGAAGGUCAUGGAGGACCUGAAGCAGCCCCUUCAACUGAAGAACCGCGGGAAGUAUGAAAUCAUGUUCAGCUUUCUUGUGGACUCUGUAGGGAUUCUGACAAACAAUGUCAGUUCUAUGAUCUCAGUCAUACCCCAGAGGGGUUCACUGUCUGCAACAGACAAGCCCACAAAUGUCCAGGUAUUCUUUCGUGCAAGAAAGGAAGUGAAGAUUGAGCAGCAGCCCAUUCUGCGCUGCCAGAUUAUUGAACCUAAUCUUGCAGAAGGGGGUGAGAUCAUUGCCAGCAUCCCAAUUAAGAUAUCUGUGACCGCAACGUAUUCCAAAUUCAACAUCAGCCCCUCCUCCAUCAUCAACUUCGGGGCUUUGCUGAGCGGCACUCGCAAGAGCUCCACCAUCAGCAUAGAAAACCAAGGUGUCACGGACUUCAAGUACGCCCUCUACAGGCUGACGGGGGAGAGCCCCAUUCAUCAAAAGAAAGGAACCGGCCACUUUAGACCCACAAGAAACCGGGAAAGCGAAAACUUCCUCAAGACUAAGUCAGCCAAGUUCUCAGACUCAGUUCAGAAAGAAACAAACAUCACAAGCCAGGCCCGCUUUUCCCAUGGUAUGUUCACCGUGUACCCUGGGUUCGGCUCCGUUUCUCCCGGAGGACAGCAGAUUAUCACCGUUGAUUGUGUGGCUGACCCCGUGGGAAAGUGUGAGGAGUUUUUAGCCAUCGAUAUCUCCGACCGAGACCCCAGAGAGUAUCCGGCUGGCAUUCCUUAUACUCUGCUUGCUGAAGCCUGCCUACCAGCCUUUGUGACCGACAACUAUGCCUCAAUAUUUGAGGAGCACCACAUCUGCACCAGUCUCAACCUGCAACACAUCCUGGAGACCACAGAGAGUGGGGGGCUGUUUGUGGAGGACGAGAACAAGUUCAUCUUCUGCAAUAUCCUGGUGGGCCAUCAGGCCAAGGCUCGGUUUAAGAUCAGCAACGUGGGCAAGAUUCCCUGUGACGUCAACCUCGUAGUUAAGCCCCUCUCUAACAAGCCUGUUGCCCGCAUCACUGACAUCUUUGAAGUGGAACCCAACAAGAUGUGCGUAGCCAGUCGCUCAAAUGCCUUCGCCACAGUGUUGUUUACCCCACAAGCCAUGCAGAGUUACCAGUGUGUCUUGGAGGCUACCUUGGAUGGCUUGCCCAGUAACGUGGCCAGAAAUCGGGGCCUCGUGUUUGAUAUUGUUGGUGAGGGGACUCUCCCUCGAGUGACCGUCGUGAAGCCAAUUCUCUAUAACCAACAUGGAAACCCUUUGCUCCUCUUCAAGAGGCUUCUGCUUGGUCAUUCAGAGAAAUUGCCUCUCAUCCUCAAGAACAAUGGUGCCAUUCCUGCCCAGGUGCAUGUGGACCUGCGAGACCAACUAGGAGUCUUCUCCCUGAAAGGGAGGCCCACCACCUCCUACAUCUAUAUCAUUGAGGAAAACAAACCAGAAGAAAAAGCAAUAAAAGCUCACACGGCUUCCCUGAUUGUUUCUCCUGGAAACACAGCUGAAUUCGAUGUCUGUUUCCAUUCCCACAAAGUUGGGAGAGUGACAGGCAUCAUUCAUCUGUCAGUGAUUGACAACCAGUAUGAGGAGACCCUCAUCCACCUGGUGGGAGAGGGCUACAAGGACGACAUCACCUUGGACAACAUCCGUGGGCUGGUGGCUUCCACCAACGAAGAGGCCUCAAAUAUUUCUGAGAUCAUAGAGGUCACCGAGGAAGACACCAUGGAUAACUUGCUGGCAGCUGCUCUUAUGGACCACAUCCAGUUUGGGGACUGCCACAUUGGAAACAGCUAUACCGCAAGCUUCACAAUCACUAACCACAGUCAAGGGAAUGUGGUACGGUUCGAAUGGCCACUUUUGGCUACCGUUUCUUUCUCCCCACAGAUAGGCCACCUCCACCCUGGCUGUGCUAAGAACAUAGUGCUGACCAUGAAGUCUGAGGUGCCUGUCACUCUGAAGAAGAUGAACAUCAAGUGCAAGCUCUCCAAGAUCAUGUUUCAGCUCCCUGAAGACCAGGUCCCUGACUGGGAUGACCGCAUGCGCACAGUCAAGUGGGUGGAUGUGCCCCGAAACACACCAGGAGCCCUCACUACAAAACGAAAAGUGAUAGAGACAGAUCCUGAGCCCGUCCACUCAAUAAUAGAAGAAAACUACCGAGAGCUACAGAUUCAGAUCAGUGCCAAUGUGAAUUAUGCUUCAUACCAAUGCCAAAAGAAUGACGUGUGCUUUAAGGAAACACUGGUUCACCAGACUCGAGUGUUUGAGUUUGACCUGGUUAAUUCUGGAAAUGUGCAGCUAGAAUUCAACUGGGGCUCAGAUGAUGCUACAAAGGCAGUCAGCUUUGCCAAGCUAGGAAACCAAGGUUUUUCUCAAAAAGAGCAAAUUAGUCAGGUCACAAUCAGCACCGUGGACAGCGGCAUGGACCACUGGCCUGAUAGUUCCUUAUCACCCUUCUCUGUGGAGCCCUCCUCAGGCAUUGUGCCUGUGGGGAAGACUCAGAAGAUCAAAGUGAAAUUCUCCCCACUGGACACUGGAUUCUUCGAGAGCAAUCUUGUCUGCCAGAUCCCCAAUCUACCACCUGGAGAGCAAGGCCCUGUCCUGGUAACAAAAGGGCAGAGCUUCUUGUCCAUCUGCCAUUUUGACCUGAGAGACUCAGACUACAUCCGUGAACAUCAGCAUAACUCAGACCUCCGAGCAUCUGGCACAGCGCCUUUGGACCCAAACACCAGGGUGAUUGAAUUCAACGCUGUGGGCAUAGGAGGAAAGAAUCUCAAGACUUUCACGAUCCUGAACCCAACCAAUGAUAGCUACUCCUUCUGCUGGAUCUCUGAAGAAUGUGAAAGUCUCCAGAACCCUUCAGCCUUUGCAUGCCUUACAGAGAAGGGAUCCAUCCACCCUGAAAAGAAAGCUGAAAUUGUGUUCCAGUUCACACCUUCCCAUCUGGACAUCACAGAGGCCUUAUGGACUUUCUUAAUCCCUGAACAUAAUAUCUCAGUGCCUUUCCUGCUGGUGGGUAGAGCGACUGAGCCUGUCAUCUCUCUGAAUAAGUCACACCUCAACUUCCAUGCUCUCCUCAUUGGCAGAGAAGCCAAGGAGAACGUGCAGAUCAUCAACAAGGAGGAGCAGGGCUUCAAUUUUGCCUUCCAGGACAACUCCCGAUAUUCUGAAGGUUUCAACAAUAACCUGGUUGUGAGCCCCAUGGAAGGAUGGAUUCCACCACAGUCCAGGAUCCCAAUUGAAAUUUUCUUCACACCAAAGCAGGAAGGAGAUGUGAACUUUAAUUUGAUCUGCAAUGUGAAAAAGAAAGCCCAGCCUCUGACGUUAAACAUCAAGGCUGAGAGCUAUUCCAUGAAUGCAGAGGUCAAGUGCAGGGACAGUACUGGCUGCAUCACUCUCUUGACACCCAACCAGACCAACAUCAUCAACUUCUAUGAGGUGGAGUUAAAUGAAUCUGUCCAGUGUGAAUUCAACUUUAUAAACACCGGAAAAUUCAGCUUCAACUUCCAGGCAGAACUUUCUGGACCCAAAGCCCUGUUACAGUACUUGGAAUUUUCACCCACUGAUAGCAACGUGGAUACAGGGCAGAGUGAACAGGCUACUCUGUCUUUCCAGCCACUUCAGAAGUGUGUCUUAAAAGGCCUGCAACUCAAAAUCAAGAUCAGCUAUGGCCCGACGUUUAUGUGCAGCAUCAUAGGCAGUGGCGUGAGUCCAGCCAUCGAUUUCUCCUUCACCAGCUACAACUUUGGGACCUGCUUCAUCUACCAACCAGGAAUGCCCUCUUACAAACAAAUUCUGGUCAUCACCAACAAGGAAGAUACACCUAUGAGCAUAGAUUGUUUAUACACCAACACCAGCCACCUUGAGGUCAGCUUCCGUGCUGAUGUGAUAAAGCCAGGAAAGACACUGGAGAUUCCAAUCACAUUUUAUCCUCGAGAAAGUAUCAACUACCAAGAACUCAUCCCCUUUGAAAUCAAUGCACUAUCUCAGCAAACAGUCGAAAUCAAAGGAAAAGGCACUGAAAUGAAGAUAUCAGUCCUAGAUCCACCCAAUAAGAUUGUGAAGUUAGGCGCUCUCCUGCCAGGGCAGGCUGUGAAGAAAACUGUUUGCAUCAUGAACAAUAGCCUUGCACAGCUCACAUUUAACCAGUCUUCACUGUUCUCCACUCCAGAACUCCAGGAACCCACGGUCAUCACCUUUGAGCCCUUCCAAAACAUCACCCUGAAGCCCAAAGAGGUCUGUAAAGUGGAAGUCACCUUCGCCCCAAAGAAGCGCAUCCCUCCCUUCUCCGAGGAAGUGUUCAUGGAAUGCAUGGGCCUCCUGCGCCCCCUCUUCCUCCUUAGUGGCUGCUGCCAGGCCCUGGAGAUCUCCCUGGACCAGGAUAACCUUCCCUUUGGACCAGUCGUGUAUCAGGCACAAGCCACGCGCCGCAUCCUCAUGUUGAACACAGGCGACAUGGGUGCAAGUUUCAAAUGGGAUAUCAAAAAAUUCGAACCUCAUUUCUCGAUCAGCCCGGAUGAAGGCUACAUCACCGCUGGCAUGGAGGUUCCUCUCGAAGUGACCUACCAUCCCACAGAGGUGGGAAAGGAGACUUUGUGUAAAAACAUCCCCUGCUUCAUCCAGGGGGGCAGUCCUCUGAGCCUCACCCUGUCCGGUGUCUGCGUAGGACCACCUGCCGCUAAAGAGGUGGUGAAUUUCACCUGCCAGGUGCGCUCCAAGCACACGCAGACCAUCCUGCUCUCAAACCGCACCAACCAGACCUGGAAUCUGCACCCCAUCUUUGAGGGCGAGCACUGGGAAGGGCCUGAGUUUGUCACGCUGGAGGCCCAUCAGCAAAAUAAGCCUUAUGAGAUCACCUACAGACCCCGCACCAUGAACUUGGAGAACCGCAAGCACCAGGGCACCCUCUUCUUCCCGCUCCCAGAUGGGACUGGCUGGCUUUAUGCUUUGCAUGGGAUGGCUGAACUCCCCAAAGCUGUAGCCAAUAUCUACCAUGAGGUGCCAUGUAAGACACCCUACACGGAGCUUCUGCCAAUCACCAACUGGCUGAAUAAGCCCCAGAGAUUCCGUGUCACUGUGGAAAUGUUGAAACCAGAGAGGCAAGAUCUAAGCAUCACUAUGAAGGGCCUUGAUUACAUUGAUGUGCUUUCUGGCUCCAAGAAAGAUUAUAAACUGAACUUCUUUUCCCAUAAGGAGGGAAUCUAUACUGCAAAGGUGACCUUCCGAAACGAGGCGACCGGUGAGUUCCUGUUCUACACGGUGAGUUUCAAGGUCACCCCUUCAGGCACCAUCAAAACCAUCAAGAUGACAACCCCUGUCCGGCAGAGUACGUCAGCCUCCAUUAAGCUGGAGAACCCCCUACCCUACUCGGUGACCUUCUCCACGGAAUGCAAGUUGUCUGACAUCAGCCUGCCCUCCCAGUUUGCUGUGCCUGCCAACUCCGAGGGUACAUUCUCAUUUGAAUUCCAGCCCCUGAAAGCUGGUGAAACCUUAGGGAAACUAACUUUGUACAACAGUGAUUUAGGUUACUACCAGUAUGAGCUCAAUUUGAAGGCUGUGCCGGCGCCUCCUGAAAAGCCCAUCCGCUUCCAGACUGUUCUUGGCAGCAGCCAAAGUAUCGUUGCAAAGUUCACCAAUUACACGCGGCAGAAGACAGAGUACUUCUCCAAGACAGACUGUCAGGACUUCCACACAGAAAAAGUCAUCAGCGCACCCCCAGGAGCCCAGGGAGGCACUGAAGUGGGCGUGGAAGUCUUCUUUGAGCCCAGCCACCUGGGUGAGACCAAGGGCACCCUGACCCUGACAUCGAUUCUAGGUGGGGAAUAUACCAUCCCCCUCUUCGGAAUGGCUCUACCCCCCAAGCCCCAGGGCCCCUUCGUGAUCAGAGCCGGGUACAACAUAGUCAUCCCCUUCAAGAACAUCUUCCUGCAAACGGCCAGCUUCUCCUUCUUUGUGGAUAACCCAGCCUUCACCAUCCGUGCUGCGGAGACUGUGCGGCCCAGGAAGGCCAACAACAUCACCGUCUCCUUCGAAGGAAACCCAUCCGGCAGCAAAACCCCCAUCACCACAAGGCUGACUGUAACCUGCCCUACCCGUGAAGGCAGCGAAGCAGGGAUUAAAUGGGUUUAUUACCUGAAGGGAAUCACUCCUUAGUGCAAAGCUGGGUUACCUGCACCUACUAAAAACCACCUCCUCGGCUCAAGAGCCACGCCUCAUCCCAGCCUGAUAAAGAAUAAAGUAGAACAUAGGAAUUCUAAAGGGACGACACCCUCACUUAAUCAUCAGGGCAGUUACUGCUAUAUAUUCUUAAAACUGCUAUAAAUUAUUGAUUUCAUAUUAAGCGUUAGAGCUACAUGCAACAGAUCUUUAUCUGAGAUAAUUCAAUCCAUGCAAGCUCCUGAAUUUUAUUUCUCGAUCUAUCUCCUAGCUCAAGCACUGUGUAAUGAUAUCUUUUUUUUAAACAAAGAUACAGGUAUCAGACUCGUGACCUUCUCCACACAACUCGUAGCAGGGCCGGCCUCCAGGGCGCUGCAAUUUCCUUGUAAAAUCUAAAGGCCCCGUAGGUAUGAGAUUAUUUUGAUGUGAUACAUUAUUCUACUUUCACAUAAAAGCCAAAGAAAUAACUAUUUUCAAAGCAAUGAACAGAAAACAUUAGGUCAACCAAGAGACUUACAUUCUCUUUACUUAUUAGCCUGGAACCUCUUAUCUGUUGCUUGCAGAAAUUUACCUCUGGCAGCUAUAGAGACCCCAGCCCCAGGCACAGCAGCUGACUGGGGAGCAGUGGUCCCCUAGCUGUCUGCAUGUCAUCUCAUUUAAUUCUCACUCAGAAGCCACCUCUCCCCAAAUUCCAAAUUAAUUAGUCUGGGGUAGGGCAUGGGCAUCUCUUUCUGUGUGUAAUUUGUACUUCAGGGUUGCAAACUCGGUCACAGAGCAAACACACACCGGGUUGUUUGUGCUGCAUUUGAAUCAGGAAUCCCAUCCAGGGGAAGGACCAUGUUCUGUUUGAUGUGUUGAAAUUGCAGCUAUUUUGGGUACACAGUACCUUUCCUGAGCACCACUCUGGAACUUCCUCCUCCAAGGGGCCAUGAGGUACCUGUACCAUCCAGAAUCCUGGCUGCCUUUUCCCUGGGUCUCACGGCACGUAUUCAAGGGACCAUUUUACCUGUUGGUGCCUAGUGUUGGAAUAAAGAUUGUUAAAGACUG
This is a messenger RNA of Cavia porcellus (domestic guinea pig), 16481 nucleotides long. It is a transcript of the gene Hydin, whose product is annotated as HYDIN axonemal central pair apparatus protein. The record is from RefSeq and is a predicted model, not a curated record. Gene Ontology annotation, cellular component: axoneme. Gene Ontology annotation, biological process: axonemal central apparatus assembly; cilium movement. Bases 90 to 15431 code for a protein of 5113 amino acids. NCBI's taxonomy places the organism in Eukaryota, Metazoa, Chordata, Mammalia, Rodentia, Caviidae. The transcript is spliced from 86 exons.